GAGACUAUCCUAAUCCUCUGCCAACAAAAAUAAAGUGAGCACGAGGCAAGGUUAUGGAUGGUCGGAUGCUCGCCAUCACCGUGCCGCCACCUAGCAGCCAAAGCCCUCUCCGUCUCCGGACGCAUCUGCCAUCAUCGAUCGAUGUCGCAUCUUUGCAAUCCUUUGCCGUUCCAUCCCUGCCUCCGCCGUCCCAGGCCUACCGCCACGUGCACAUUCAUUUCAGCCGCCCCUGCCUUACUGCUGCCACGCGCAUCUCCAUUCCAACCGUCAGAGCCAUUAUGCCGUUGUACUACACCUGCCGCAGGUUCCACCAUCUCAAAUUUCUAGAUUAUCCACAAGGAAUGUGAAUACAUGACACCCUCCUUCAAGGUGUCAUGGCUGUUCAAUGAAAAGGAGUGAACUAGUUCUUCCAAAUGCAGCACUUACACUAUGUUUGGUUCAAGGAUUUUGGAAGGAAAAGAAAAGGAAAUGAUUUUCUCACACUUUCCGCAUUAAAAUGGAAGAAAUUUGGUUUUUCCCUUCUUUUUAUAUAUUUUGCCUUCUUAAUUUCUUUUCCUCCCACUUUUCCUUUCUAACCAAACAACAAAAUCAGUUUUUCACUUCAUUUUCUUUUCUUUUCCAUUUCAAAAUCCUUGUACCAAACAUAGGGUUAGUUUAUCUCUGAUUCAUCCACCCUUUUCACCUCAAACUUCAGGUAAGAAUUAUAUUUACUUGAUAAAGCCUCACAGAACCUAAUUCAUUACAGCGGGAAUUUACUUUCAAUCUAUUCAAAAGUAAAUGUUUGAAGCCCGA
Messenger RNA from Cuscuta campestris, 792 nucleotides. Lineage: Eukaryota; Viridiplantae; Streptophyta; Magnoliopsida; Solanales; Convolvulaceae. The record is from the annotation of a GenBank genome assembly.